Molecule: messenger RNA, 11517 nt
Organism: Microcebus murinus (gray mouse lemur)
Lineage: Eukaryota; Metazoa; Chordata; Mammalia; Primates; Cheirogaleidae
Source: RefSeq, a predicted model, not a curated record
UUUCCUGUGCAAUGGCAUUUAAGAUUUUAUAUUAUAUUUUUGAUCCACAGUUUUAUUUACAGCGAUACUGUUGUGCUUUUGGUAUUCAGCCAGAGUGAGGUGCUGUCUGAGCAGAGAGGAGGUAUCUGACAAUAAUCAGUUCGCUGCUGAGCAGUGAUGAGUUUUGGCAGGAGUAUUCUUCCUAUAAACUCCUAAAUGGCAGCAACUGCUUUUUUCUGUUGAGCUUUUGCUAAACUUGAAUUUAUUCUUGUCACUAUUUCUUUUUGUACUGAAAUUAGUCCAAAAUGGUAAGCCUGGAAAUCUUUGCAGCAGAUUAAAGUAUUUGCAGAAAAGAAAAAGAAACACUUUCAUUUGAUCGUUGACAUUAUUAGGCUCUGAGUUGCCAGUCAGGGAAAGCUAAAGGCAUUGAAUGGAAAGCUUUGCCAAAGCAGGGUUUAUUGGUCUUUAUCCCUUCGGCUCUCGAGUAACUAAAUGAGUCGCUUGGUGGUCACUGCCUGGUCUGUGAACCCCCAAGAGCUAUGUGUGAACACAGGUCCGAAAGUAUCUAUUACGUUGCCCUCUUAAGGAAAGUGAUGCAGCGAGAGGGGCAUCAGACAGUCUAAGGAGCUGUUCAGCUGCUGGACCAUCUGGAAGGGAAAUAAAAGGCCUGGGCUAGGGGCUCUGGCAUUGUGCUUGUUUGUUAUUUGGUUUUCAUUUGCCAGACUUAGUCCCCUUUUCACUCCCUCCAAGCCAGAACAGACCUCCCCUUUGGCUGGGGUGCCAUUCUUACAAGCUCCUUUCUGUUCCUUGGUUGAACACUGGAAAGUACAUAAAUUCACAUAUCCUCUUCAUCAUUCCAGCCGCACCUCCAUCAGUUCUUUCACAGUCUCACUUGGCACUAUGAUUUCAUCAGCUGGGGUAAUGGACAUCUCUAUCAAGGUCUGCAGCCUUUGGCAGCCGUGUUUUGAGUUAUUUGGAAGGAAAAUGCUGCGAAUAAUUCUCAUUAUGGGUGGUUAUUGGGUGGUAAAUGUUUUGAUUAAUGGCUCUGUGCAUCUGCCCCUUAUUUAACCAUCCCUAGUUAGAACUCCUAAAUAUUGCCCACACUGGCCUUUUCAUUCCAAAGGAGUCAUAAAGCCUUCUAACAGUUUGGGAAGGGAGAUGGUGAGGAGAGACCCAGGCUUAUGGCAGCCUUCAUAAAACUAGAAUUGUUCUUUCUGGUUUGAAGGAGGGCUUAUCACUCAAAACUCAACAUUUUAAAUUGAUAAGAUUCCUACCAGUGGUGGGUACCAGUUAGGGUUUAACUCUGGAAAGCACUGGAUUGCACAGAUUAGACAUGUAUUUAUUUUAGAGAAGUAAUUUAACAAUUAUCAGUUCCUAGGCAACACCUGUUAUUGAAGAUAUGGGACUCUUCAUGAUCAUUUUUAUAUAAAAAAUUAUUUCUUCCAUUCUCUAAAUCCCAAAGGUGCUUUAGAAAAAAAGAGAAUGCUUAUUCUGUCUGUGUAUCCCUAGUGCCUUGUAGGCUAUAAUCAUUCAGUAGAUGAUAAAUGGGUUAAGGGAGAUGAGGAGAAAGAACCCCACGCUCCCAAUUCCAAUUUGGAAAAGAUUGUGGCCAAGGAGUAUUCCUUGGUAGCUUCUAACACUCAGUACUGUUCGGCUGACUAACACAUAAAAUUGGAGCCAAGUGGUUUGCCAAUGGUGUCAUCUCAGUGGUCCCGUUCAUCUGUUCUGUGUGCAUGUGUAGGAUUGAGACAGUAUAAUUUAGAGUCACACUAGAGUUCAAAUCUUGGCUCCACCCCCAUAUUAAAAAUGUUUAAUUUUGCCAACCCCCAAUAUCUACAUUUCGAAUGUGAAAGUGAUAUCUACUUCAAAUAAUUGGGAAGACUAAAUGAGAUGAUAUGCACAACAUGUUUAAUAUAAGCUGAACUCAUAGUUUAAAAAAUCAUUUCUUCUGAAUUCCCGGCUACACUCCAUCCUUUUUGCUUUUAUUUGACAUUAAAUUUAUCUAUUGUCUGCCCCUAAAGAUCAAGGAAGCUCUUACAUUACUUGCUGCCAUUGUCAUUUAGUAAUAUAAUGAUGUUUAUGUACAUAGUAUAUUCCCUGCCCAUUCUUGCUUUCUGUUCUCUGUCAUUCUCCUGCUUUGCUUCUUUGAAGAUAGAUCUAUGUCUGAUUGGCUUGUUUAAGCUACCCACUCCUUGGUUCACCCCUGCUUUGUAAACCGCAGGUAUUCUCUCUUGGUGGUUUUCUCAAUUCCCCUCUUGUAUUAACUUUCUCUGGGAUUAGCCAAUCUCACUUGCUUGUCACAUUUAACCCUCAGAGAUACUCUUCCAGAUGGGCAUUGUUUUUCUCGUCCUAUAAUCGAGGGCACUGAGAAAAUGUUUUAGUACACAGUCUCCUCCAAAGUUUCAUCCUGUAACAAAGACUUGCAGCUGAAGUUUGUGAAUCCAUUGAGUUAAUUCCUAGCCCAUUGAAGUAAACUUCAGAUAGCUCUACACAGUGCAGUCUGGCAGUCGGUGUUGGUUUUCUACCUCUGUUGGUUAUUUCUGAGACUGAAGAUGCCUUUGGGAAAGGGCAGGAUGGGGAAAGUGGCAAGGUGUAUGUGGAAAAAAUAGGUACUAAAUGAUUUUCAUAUGCUCUUUUCUAUAGCCCUCAUUUGGGGUAAGUUUCCUCCCCAAAAUAUCCAUAUACAAAGUCCAUGAUAGUUACUGAGUCGUGGUGUGAAGAACAGACUAACUGUACUAUGCAUUUGGGGGAAGAUAAAAAAAAACAAAAACAAAAAACGUGGUGGAUCUUUCCCUUAAAGAAAUUUCUGCCAAGUAGGGAGGGAAAAAAAAUUCCUGCACAUGAAAUUACUGAUGAACAUUUGGGGAAUAAUAUUAACCAGUAAAAAUGCAUUCUGUGCCAGAUGAGUACUGACAACUUGUCACCAUGUGUAACAUCUCCUGGAUGUUUCAGUAUGAGCAUUUGUUCCACAGGGUUGGGGCUUCCCCCCCCCCACCCUCCUCCAGUCAAAUGUUUUUCUAAGCACAGUGUCUGGAGAAGGAGGGAGAUAAAGGAGAGUUUUAAGAAGGAAAACUGCUAUAAAAUGAAAGAGAUUUGAUUUGGUGAAAAUCCAGUGACCUCCCAAAGGGUGGGGUAUGAGAGUUUAUCAAAUUUGGAGCAGCAGAUAAGAUCAGGAAUUCUCAGUACAUUGUUUUAUUGCUCUCUUCUGUUGGUUUAGAUGGGCAAAUCCCCUUCCAUUAAAACUAAUCUUAAAAAAGGGAAGUCUUAGAAUGCUUUUGCAUUUUUAAAUAUAUAUGCAAAACCGAGCAAAAGCAGAGUAGUCUGACGUUAUAAAGUUGGUCAGAAGGGACCAUAAAAGUCAGAGUGAGUCUGAGAGCUGUGGCAACACUGCAAAUCCCAGAGCACCUUGGGGAUUCUCAGCAGAUCUUAGUUGACAAUUAACUGGUCAACUCUAAGUGAAUCUCAUUAGCCAACCCUUAGCCUUGUCUUAAUUCUUAGCUCUUGUGGCUUUUCAUAACACCUUGGUGUUUCUUUAUUGAUGCUUUGAUGUUUAUAUAGCACUCUCGACUUAUUUUGAAAACAUUUACAUAGCAAUUAGUUAACCCAACAGACCAACCCUGGGAAGACAGCCAGAGCCAGCAAGCAGUACCUUAGUAAUAGAAAAACUGAUAAUUAGGAGACCUGUCCAAGACCAAGAGCCUGGACCAAAACUGUGCCAUGUCACUUUAAUGGGUGGCCCUGGUAAAAAUUGAGCUGUGUGGCAGAGCUGUUCACAUUCGUCUUCUGAGUCCACUUAGUUCUGCUGAAACCCUUGGGAAGAUUGUGGCUCUGUUCUAGCUUGUCACAUGUGGAACAGCUGUCCACGGAAAGGAGGCGAUUACGCUCUAGAGCAGCACUGCUUUGUUAUAGAAAGCCUUUGAUUUUCAUUUCUGGCCAUGUUCGACAUCUUAGCUUACGUGCUUGCCAUGUUGUAGCGAUCUGCUUUGUGGAAUAUCGCCUCUAAAUUAGAGAGUUUUCCCUAACUUGCCUUGUUAAAGGUGUUUGGUUAGUGCAAGGUGCUGCUUUUUUAUAGCCAAGGGGCUGGUUCUGAGAGCUUUGUUGCAGACGGAUGAGGUCAUGGUCUCAAGGGUAUAUGUUGUGUUUGGCCUCCAUUGCAUCAUGAUGAAAGCACGUUCAGACGUCCAGGCUUCAGGCUUUCAUUGGAAGAUCCAGCACAAUAAAGAUGAAUUAUCAUGCAAGUAAAAAAAACCUAGAUUUUGUUCUUAAAGUUCAAGGUAUCUGGAAUUUUAUGAUGUGUAUUUUUAGCAAAAAUAACUCUGAAAGUUACUGAUGACUCCAAGUUUUGACUGAUCCUAAGGAAUGUGGCAAAAUGGAAAGCCUGGGGUAUGGGUAGGUCAGAGAGAUGGAAGAUGGAUUAACCAGGCAUAAAGAGGUAAGAUGCUACAGACAGCGGAGGCGCCCUGAGUUGCUGUAUGAUUCGUAUAAGCCAGUUGGUGUCUCUUUCAAACCUCACCGUCUGAAAGGUUGGAGUAGUGUUUUCCCCUUUCUCUAGGCAACUAAGCAUUAUCUAAAACUCCCUGGGACUAACGUGAGCUUCAGGGAAUACUCUUCCUGUCACACUUCAUCUAAUUGCACCAACCAAGUUAAUUGAGUUGCUUUUUGAGGAACUGGAGUAAAAGGCAUUUGGUCUCUUGUAAACAGGGAGGUGGUUUUGUAGCGGAUGAGUUCAUCCACUGCUUCUUGCUGUAGUUUCUGGUCUAACUACUGUGGGAGGCAUCUAAGCUGAACAAAGUAGAACUAAUCAGCUUGGCCACACCGGCAGAUUGCAACAUCUGGACAGGAGGUCUGGAGCUCGCUGACUCGCCCGAGUUUUUGGCACUAACAAUUAGUUCAUUUGAAUGAUCUGGCUGUCAAAAGUGGCUUUUCACCUUCUUUACGUCCUGGGCCAGAAGAGCCAAUAGAGAACUGCUGUCAGCUUUGAGUGUGGCAAUCUGGCCAUCCGCCCCGGGACCAGGCAGAAGACAAAGGUGAGCGCUGUGGGCUAUGGGAUGGAUGAGGCGGAGCAGGACCAGCAUGAGGCCCGACUCAAGGAGCUGUUUGACAGUUUUGACACGACGGGCACCGGGUCUCUGGGGCAGGAGGAGCUCACCGAGCUUUGCCACGUGUUGAGCUUGGAGGAGGUGGCCCCAGUGCUGCAACAGACGCUGCUUCAGGACCACCUGGGCAGGGUGCACUUUGAUCAAUUUAAAGAAGCAUUAAUACUUAUCUUGUCUAGAACUCUAUCAAAUGAGGAACACUUUCAAGAACCAGACUGCUCACUAGAAGCUCAGCCCAAAUAUGUUAGAGGUGGGAAGCGUUACGGACGGAGGUCCUUGCCCGAGUUUCAAGAAUCGGUGGAGGAGUUUGCAGAGGUGACAGUGAUCGAGCCACUGGAUGAAGAAGCGCGGCCUCCACACAUCCCAGCCAGCGAGCGCGCCGAGCACUGGAAGACCCAACACAGUGAGGAGUAUGAAGCGGAAGGCCAGUUAAGGUUUUGGAACCCAGAUGAUUUGAAUGCCUCGCAGAGCGGGUCUUCCCCUCCCCAAGACUGGAUAGAAGAGAAACUGCAAGAAGUUUGUGAAGAUUUGGGGAUCACCCGUGAUGGUCACCUGAACCGAAAGAAGCUGGUCUCCAUCUGUGAGCAGUAUGGUUUGCAGAAUAUUGAUGGAGAGAUGCUUGAGGAAGUAUUCCAUAAUCUUGAUCCCGAUGGUACAAUGAGUGUGGAAGAUUUUUUCUAUGGUUUGUUUAAAAAUGGAAAAUCCCUUACACCAUCAGCAUCUACUCCAUAUAGACAACUGAAAAGACACCUCUCCAUGCAGUCUUUCGACGAGAGUGGACGGCGCACCACCAUCCCAUUGGCAAUGACGAGUACCACUGGCUUCCGGGUCUUCUCCUGCCUGGACGAUGGCAUGGGCCACGCAUCUGUGGAGAGAAUACUUGACACCUGGCAAGAAGAGGGCAUCGAGAACAGCCAGGAGAUCCUGAAGGCCUUGGAUUUCAGCCUUGACGGAAACAUCAACUUGACGGAAUUGACGCUGGCUCUUGAAAAUGAACUUUUGGUCACCAAGAACGGCAUUCACCAGGCGGCUCUGGCCAGCUUUAAGGCUGAGAUCCGGCAUUUGUUGGAACGAGUUGAUCAAGUGGUCAGAGAAAAAGAGAAGCUACGGUCAGAUCUGGACAAGGCUGAGAAGCUCAAGUCCUUAAUGGCCUCCGAGGUGGACGAUCACCACGCGGCCAUAGAGCGGCGGAAUGAGUACAAUCUCAGGAAACUGGACGAAGAGUACAAAGAGCGAAUAGCAGCCUUGAAGAAUGAACUCCGCAAAGAGAGAGAGCAGAUCAUGCAACAGAUGGGCAAGCAGCGGUCCGAACUUGAGCAGGAAAUUGAAAAGGCAAAAACAGAAGAGAACUACAUCCGGGACCGCCUUGCCCUCUCUUUAAAGGAAAACAGUCGUCUGGAAAAUGAGCUUCUGGAAAAUGCAGAGAAGUUGGCAGAGUAUGAGAAUCUGACAAACAAACUUCAGAAAAAUUUGGAAAAUGUGUUAGCAGAAAAGUUUGGUGACCUCGACCCCAGCAGUGCUGAAUUCUUUCUGCAAGAAGAGAGGCUGACACAGAUGAGAAAUGAGUACGAGCAGCAGUGCAGGGUAUUACAAGACCAAGUGGAUGAACUCCAGUCUGAGCUGGAAGAAUAUCGUGCACAAGGCAAAGUAUUCAGGCUCCCUCUGAAGAACUCACUGUCAGAAGAACUUGAUGUUAGCAGUGGUGGCAUUGAGGCUGAACAGGGGCUUGGUUCUGAAGAAUGCAAUCCACUGAACAUGAGCAUCGAGGCAGAGCUCGUCAUCGAACAGAUGAAAGAACAACACCACAGGGACUUAUGUUCCCUCAGACUGGAGCUGGAAGAUAAAGUGCGCCAUUACGAAAAGCAGCUGGAUGAAACUGUGGUCACCUGUGAAAAGGAGCGGGAGCACAUGAAGCAAAGGCAUGAGAAUGAAAUACGCACCUUGGAAAAACAAAUAAGUGACCUUCAACAUGAAAUUGCAGAACUGCAGGGGCGGGCGGUAGUGCUCCAGGAGGAGCACCACGAGACCACCUGCAGGCUCGAGGAGGAGAAAAAACAGCUGCAGAUGCAGUUGGAGGAAGAAAAGACUCACCUGCAGGAGAAGCUGAGGCUAGAACAUGAGAAAGAGCUCAAGGUUAGACUGGCACAGGCGGAGGAAGGCUUUGAGCGGGAGAGGGAGGGACUCCUUCAAAGUAGCACCUGGACAGAUGAGAAGGUGCAGGGUUUGACUCAGGAACUAGAGCGAUUUCACCGGGAGCAGCUGGCGAGCCUGGUGGAGAAGCACACUCUUGAGAAAGAGGAGUUGAGAAAAGAGCUCUUGGAAAAGCACCAAAGGGAACUUCAAGAGGGAAGGGAAAAAAUGGAAACAGAAUGUAAUAGAAGAACCUCUCAAAUAGAAGCCCAGUUUCAGGCUGACUGUCAGAAAGUCACUGAGAAAUGUGAAAGUGCUCUGCAAAGCCUAGAGGGGCGCUACCGCCAAGAGCUGGAGGACCUUAUGGAACAGCAGCACGAGGAGAAAUCCCAGUGGGAGUUUGAGAAGGACGAGCUCACCCAGGAGUGUGCAGAAGCCCGGGAGCAGCUUAAAGAGACUCUUCAGAGAGAGAAAGCAACUUCUCUGGUCCUGACCCAGGAGAGAGAGAUGCUAGAGAAAACUUACAAAGAACAUUUGAACAGCAUGGUCGUCGAGAGAGAGCAGCUGCUGCAAGACCUGGAAGAUCUAAGAAAUGUGUCCGAAAGCCAGCAAAGCCUGCUGUCUGGCCAGAUACUUGAGCUGGAGAGCAGUCACGAAAGAGGACUGAGGGGCCGUGAGCAGGUCGUCUGCCAGGCAGGGGCCUCCGAGCAGCUGGCCAGCCAGCGGCUUGAAAGGCUUGAAAUGGAACGUGACCAGGAAAGGCAGGAAAUGAUGUCCAAGCUUCUGGCCGUGGAGCAUGUCCACAAAGUGACCUGUGAGAAGGCAGAUCGAGAGAGGGCUGAGAUGAGCACAGAAAUCUCCAGGCUUCAGAAUAUAAUCAAGGAAAUGCAGCAGGUGGCAUCUCCUCUCUCCAGACUUCAGAGUGGCUGCCAGGUGGUGGAAGGGGAGGACGUGGAAGGAAAUGGAGCCAUGUCCCUGCUUCAGCAAGGGGAGCAGCUAUUGGAAGAAAAUGGAGAUGUCCUCUUAAGCCUGCAGAGAGCUCAUGAACAAGCAGUGAAGGAAAAUGUGAAAAUGGCUACAGAAAUUGCUAGAUUGCGACAAAGGCUGCAAAUAUUAGAGCCUGGGUCGGUGAUUUCUUCUUGUUUAGAUGAGCCAACUGCUGAGUUUUUUGGGAAUUCUGCAAAACAAACAGAGCCGUUGUUACUGCAAAACCAAAUGAAACAAGUAAAAGGUGCGACCACAAGGCAUAGUCUAAGUGACCUGCAAGACAGUGAGGUCCAGGACCUGAGAAGUACGGGGACGAGCUCUGCUCACAGCCAAGAGGUCAGAAUAGAGGGGUCAGAGGCUUCAAUAGAGAGUUUUUCUGAGCUUGAAAACAGUGAAGAGACCAGGACCGAAAGCUGGGACCUGAAGAAUCAGGUUAGUCAUCUCCAGGAACAACUAACGAUCUUACGCAAAGAUUGCGAUCGAGCUUCCGAAAAGAAACAGGAUCUGCUUUUUGACGUGUCUGUGCUAAAAAAGAAGCUAAAGAUGCUUGAGAGGAUCCCUGAGGCUUCUCCCAAGUAUAAGUUGCUAUAUGAAGACGCUAGUAGAGAAAACGACUGCCUCCAGGAAGAGCUGAGGAUGCUGGAGACACGCUACGAGGAGGCACUGGAGCACAACAAAGAGCUCACCGCAGACGUUUUCAGGCUGCAGGAUGAGCUGAAGAAAGUGGAGGAAGUGACAGAAACAUUCCUGAGCCUGGAAAAGAGUUACGAUGAGGUCAAAACAGAAAACGAGGAGCUGAAUGUUCUGGUUUUGAGACUGCAGAGAAAGAUCGAGAAGCUGCAGGAAAGAGCAGCCCGACAAUGUGACUGCUUCUCCUUGUGGGAAGCUCGUUUAGAUAACCUGGAAGUGGAACCUCGUGAAAAGAUACUUGAACCCAGUCAGACACUGGGAGAGUGUGCGCCCAAGGUUGUGAGUGUACACCACAUUACAGAAGAGUGUGAACAAGGAAAGCGCUACCUUGAGCAGGGGAAUACAGGGCUCUUGGAAAAUGGAAAAGCACAUGAAAUUGCCUGGUUACAUGGAACAAUUCAGACACAUCCAGAAAAGCCAAGAGUACAGAAUCAAGUCGUACUGGAGGAAACCACUUCUCUGCGAGGCAUUCAAGAGAAACAUUUUCAGCGCCAGGCCACGAUAGCAGAGUUAGAACUGGAGAAGAAAAAGCUACAGGAGCUGACUAGAAAGUUGAGGGAAAGAGUCACUACGUUAGUUAAGCAAAAAGAUACUCCUUCUCAAGGAGAGGAGGAGGAAGAGCUGAAGGCAAACAUGCAUGACCUGCAGAUCACAUGCAGUGAGAUGCAGCAAACAGUUGAACUUCUGAGAUAUGAAUCUGAAAAGCUUCAAGAGGAAAAUUCUAUUUUGAGAAAUGAAAUUACUACUUUAAAUGAAGAAGAUAGCAUUUCUAACCUGAAAUUAGGGAAAUUAAAUGGAUCUCAGGAAGAAAUGUGGCAAAAAAUAGAAACUGUGAAACAGGAAAAAGCUGCAGUUCAGAAGAUGGUUGAAAAUUUAAAGAAACAAAUUUCAGAAUUAAAAAUCAAAAACCAACAGUUGGAUUUAGAAAAUACAGAACUUAGCCAAAAGAACUCUCAAAAUCAGGAAGAAUUGCAAGAACUUAAUCAACGUCUGACAGAAAUGCUAUGCCAGAAGGAAGAGGGGCCAGGAAAUAGUAUAUUGAAGGAAUGGGAAGAACAACAAUCUCAUUUGAAAGAAGAACUGGAACACUGUAAAGUCCAGUCCUCCGCUUUAGUGUCUUCUCUGGAGGCGGAACUUUCUGAAGUUAAAAUACAAACCCAUAUUGUGGAACAGGAAAACCUCCUUCUCAAAGAUGAACUGGAGAAAAUGAAACAACUGCACAGAUGUCCUGAUCUCUCUGACUUCCAGCACAAAAUUUCUAGUGUUCUAAGCUACAAUGAAAAAUUGCUGAAAGAAAAGGAAGCUCUAAGUGAGGAAUUAAAUAGCUGUGUGGAUAAGUUGGCAAAAUCAAGUCUUUUGGAGCACAGAAUUGCUACAAUGAAGCAGGAACAGAAGUCUUGGGAACACCAAAGUGAGAGCUUAAAGUCACAGCUGGUGGCGUCACAGGAAAAGGUUCAGAAUUUAGAAGAUACCCUGCAGAAGGUAAACCUACAAAUGUUCCAGAUUAAAUCUGACCUACGAGUGACUCAGCAGGAAAAGGAGGCUUUAAAACAAGAAGUGAUGUCUUUACAUAAGAAACUUCAGAAUGCUGGUGACAAGAACUGGGCCCCAGAAAUAGCCACCCAUCCAUCAGGGUUCCAUAACCAGCAGAAAAGGCUUUCUUGGGACAAGUUGGAUCAUCUGAUGAAUGAAGAACAGCAGCUGCUUUGCAAAGAGAACGAGAGACUUCAAACCGUGGUACAGAACACCAAAGCAGAACUCACACAUUCCCGGGAGAAGGUUCGUCAACUGGAAUCCAGCCUUCUUCCCAAACACCAAAAACAUCUAAACUCAUCAGGUACUGUGAAACCCACAGAGCAAGAAAAGCUGAGCUUAAAGAGAGAGUGUGAACAGUUUCAGAAGGAAGGAUCUCCUACUAAUAGAAAGAUCAGUCAGAUGAAUUCCCUUGAACGAGAAUUAGAAACAAUUCAUUUGGAAAAUGAAGGCUUGAAAAAGAAACAAGUAAAACUGGAUGAGCAGCUCAUGGACAUGCAGCACCUGAGGUCCACUGUGAUGCUUAGCCCGUCCCCUCACGCUUGGGAUCUGCAGCUGCUCCCGCAGCAGGCCUGCCCCAUGGUGCCCAGGGAGCAGUUUCUGCAGCUUCAACACCAGCUGCUGCAGGCAGAGAGGAUAAACCAGCACCUGCAGGAGGAACUUGAAAACAGGACCUCCGAAACCAACACUCCACAGGGAGAUCAGGAACAACUGGUAACUGUCAUGGAGGAACGAAUGAUCGAAGUUGAACAGAAACUGAAACUGGUGAAAAGGCUUCUUCAGGAGAAAGUGAAUCAGCUCAAAGAACAACUCUGCAAGAAUACUAAAGCAGAUGCAAUGGUGAAGGAUUUGUAUAUUGAAAACGCACAGUUAUUGAAAGCUCUGGAAAUGACUGAACAGCGACAGAAAACAGCAGAGAAGAAAAAUUACCUCCUGGAAGAGAAGAUUGCCAGCCUCAGUAACAUAGUCAGGAAUCUGACACCAGCGCCACUGGCUUCUACACCUCCUUUGAGGUCAUAGCCAAACCAAAGGAUACACUCAUAUUUGUGCACUUUACUGAAAUAGAUGGAACAUUUCAGUAGGCUCUCUCAACGCUUUUUUU